This is a messenger RNA of Candidula unifasciata, 1215 nucleotides long. Lineage: Eukaryota; Metazoa; Mollusca; Gastropoda; Stylommatophora; Geomitridae. The record is from the annotation of a GenBank genome assembly.
AUGGCUGCUUACAUUCUGGCACUGCUGCUUCUCUCUACUUACACUUUGUUGACACGUGUUCACUUUGCCUGUGGGGACGAUGAUCACGGCAACAUCGCUCCCAGCUAUGAUUCGGAUGCCUUCACAAGUUCACUUAAACAACAAAGGCAUUUCGUCAUGUUCUACGCCCCAUGGUGUGGUCACUGCAAGAACUUAGCUCCAACUUGGGACGAACUGGCCAAAAUGUACAACAAAGUGGAAGGUAGUCCAGUUAUUAUUGCAAAGGUAGACUGCACAGUCCACACAGGUUUGUGUGCCGAUCAUGAUAUUGUUGGGUUUCCCACUCUGAAGCUGUUUGAGGUCGGAGGGCAGAGCCACAAACGCUACGCCGGCAAACGGGAUCUGGAUUCUCUGAAGGCUUUCAUACAGGACCAUGUGCACGGGGUGAGGCUGUUAGACAAUAUUGAAGCAGAUGCCAAACAGCCAGAAGUGCCAGAACCAAAAUCUAGCCUUGUCGUCUUGGAUGAUGAAAGUUUCAAAGGUCAUGUUUCAAAGGGAUCUUUCUUCAUCAAAUUUUACGCUCCUUGGUGUGGCCACUGCCAGAAGCUUGCCCCGGUUUGGGACGACCUUGCCGACACUUUUAAUCACAAUAAUAAAGUCAGCAUAGCCAAGAUAGACUGCACCCAGUCCUCAGUUAUUUGCAAGCAGUAUGGGAUUGAUGGAUACCCUACUCUUCUGUGGUUCAAAGAUGGAGAAAAGAUUGAACAGUACCAGGGUGCCCGCACACAUGAAGCACUGAAGCAGUAUGUUUCUGACAGGCUGCAGGAUGGGGCCAGGGAGCCACAUGUUGAACAAGAGGAGCCAGCACUGGAGCCGGGCCAAGCUGAGCAUUCUGUAGGGGCUGUGAAGGAUUUAACUGAUGAAACUUUCAAGUCUGCCAUUUCCUCAGGUCUUCAUUUUGUCAAGUUCUUCGCUCCUUGGUGCGGUCACUGCAAGCGUUUAGCCCCUACCUGGGAUGAUCUCGCCAAAGAUUUCCAGAGUCAUCCUGUUUCUAUAGACAGAGUUGAUUGCACACUUCAUAAGGCCACCUGUGAUGAUAACCAGGUCAGAGGUUAUCCUACACUCAAGCUCUUCCGAAAUGGUGAGUUUCUCAAAGACUACAGAGGGUCCAGGACUCUGGAAGAACUGCACGAGUUUGUCAAGAAAAAUUAUGAUGACAGCCACGAUGAGUUGUAA